Messenger RNA from Sebastes umbrosus (honeycomb rockfish), 2172 nucleotides. RefSeq names its product BRISC and BRCA1 A complex member 1 (gene babam1). The coding region runs from base 188 to 1324 and encodes 378 amino acids. The record is from RefSeq and is a predicted model, not a curated record. The transcript has 9 exons. NCBI's taxonomy places the organism in Eukaryota, Metazoa, Chordata, Actinopteri, Perciformes, Sebastidae. Gene Ontology annotation, biological process: double-strand break repair; positive regulation of DNA repair; mitotic G2 DNA damage checkpoint signaling. Gene Ontology annotation, cellular component: BRCA1-A complex; nuclear body; BRISC complex.
UUACCCAUAAUGCAACGACACUUCCAGCAGUUCCGGUUUUGAUCAUUUCCUGUCAGGAAGUUGUCCGAUCCAAACAAACGUCAGGUUGUUAGCUCGUUGUUGACAUAUUUAGCAAUUUUUAUCAAUGAGUUUCACUUUAUUUGAAUCUUAGAAGUUUCGCAGUUGCUUAUCACUAACCUGUGUAUCCAUGGAGACGCCAGAGCCGGGCCCAGCAGAUGGAGAGGAGCAUCUGGUGGAGCUGCGGCCUCGGACACGCUCCAACCCUGAAGGUGCUGAGGACCGUCGCAGCAGCACGGGCAGCCUCGGAGGAAACAGUAACCCCAACAUACCUCAGCCCGCUGUGGGAAGUCGUGUUGAGGGCGAGGGCGAGGCUUCAACCAGCGACAGUCCUCCCAGCUCCACCACCACAACCGUCUCAGCAGCUGCAGCUCAGACCGUAGCUCCUGUUGCAGUUGCAGCUGCAGCGGCUGCAGCCAGUGCCACGGUGCCAAUAUCCACCGCUGUUGUUGCAGCCAAAGAGAGGCCGAAGCCCACACUGCAGCAGCCUGCAUUGACAACCCCCAUCCCUCCACCAGCAGAGUACCAGCUCAGAGUUCCUCGUGUCAACUGUCCAGAGAAAGUGAUCAUCUGCUUAGACCUUUCCGAGGAGAUGUCUUUGCCCAAGUUGGAGUCUUUUAACGGGUCUAAAACGAACGCCCUGAACAUAUCCCAGAAGAUGAUUGAGAUGUUUGUGAGAACUAAACACAAGAUUGACAAACGCCAUGAGUUUGCCUUGGUAGUAGUCAAUGAUGAUGCUCUGUGGUUGUCAGGCUUCACCUCCGACCCCAGGGAGCUGUGCAGCUGUCUGUAUGACCUUGAGACCAAUGUGUGCGAGACCUUCAACCUUGAAGAUCUUCUUAAUGUAAUUCGUCAGAAGAUUGAACUGCCGUCGAUGGACAAUGUUCAGACCGUCCCUCCUCCAUAUGUGGUGCGGACUGUGCUCAUCUACAGCCGCCAUGCAGGACAGCUUCAGUUCAACCCUUCAGAGGCUGUUAGUAAAAUGCUGCAGUCUCCAUAUUUUUUCUUUGAUGUGGUCUACCUGCACAACGGGGUGGAGGAGCAGGGGGACGAGACCAGCUGGAGGGACAAUUACGCCUCUUUCUGCAACCUGGACUCAAAGGGCAUGUGCUAUCGCUUCGAGGUUUCCCUGAGUGGACCUGCCAUCGAGCUGCAUAACUGCAUGGCCAAACUCCUGGCUCACCCUUUACAAAGACCUUUCCAGAGCCACGCGUCUUACAGCCUGCUGGAGGGGGAAGACCCCCAGGACAUUGAGGCAACUGUGUGAAACAGGGCACACUCAUGAAGCUCUGUUGCUCUGUGAAAUUCACACACUGUAGUUUAUCAGAAAGGUGCAGGGGGUUUCCAAGUAAGCUUUAUUACUGAGGGUUGUUUUUUUCCAUUAACUGCUUUAGAGCAAUAAUUUGUAAGAAUAUUUGUGAAAACCAGGCGUAGUUCUAAAGAGUGUCUCAGCAGGUAACUGUUAACUCAGUCAUUGUGUUUCCAUAGAAGAACGAAUGAGUCAUUGAUUGUUUUAAGCUGCGGAAGUAAUAAAAUGACGGUCGUUAGCCGUAAAACUGCUGGAGGUGUCCUGGGGAUGAAGUGGAUGUUGGCGAGUUCAGGAGCAGGACACAAGUAGAAGGAGAAGAUGAAGAAAGGAAGAUGGUUAAAGCAUCAGAUUUUGUUAAACUCAAUCCUUUAGUGUUUGAUUUUUCUUUCAAAUCUUAAACCACUGAUCUGUCUUUAAGUCUUAAAGGGUGAAAUCAGUGCGAGCCUCUUUUUGAUAGCUUGAGACAAACUGUAAUAUGACGUACUGUAUCACAGAGCUCACUACUUCUGUUAUAUUGCCUUCCCUUUUAGUUGGUUAUUUCCACCUUUUGUUGCCUGUUUUAAUGUAUUCUAUUUUAUAAGGGGUUUGUUUUUUAAUCUUUAGUUCAUUUGUCACUCGACGAUGAAGGAAUGUACAGUAACGUAGAAGCGGUCCCUCUUUUGACAACUAUCUCGAUGUGGCAUUGAUGGAUUGAUUGUGAAAAAAAGACCCUCUUACUGCCAGUCUAGCUGCACUUGAAACACAUUGUACAGAUGAGCUUUUUGAAGUCGUUUGUGGAUAUUAAAAGAAAGGCAUGUUGAAAAAUA